AUGGCAUUUCGCAUGCUGAUGCUUGCUACUGCGCUGGGCGGGGCCUCUGCUUUCGUCCAGACCGCCGGCACAGGUGCGCAAGUGGGCAGCCAUGCGCAGGCUGACGUGCGCGGACGUGCUGCCGACAUGGUGGAGGUCCAGGAGGAGGGUGCCCCUUUGAUGUCUUUGGGCAUGGGCUUGAUGGCAGGCUUGCUGGUGGCUCUGGCUGGAUCGUCCCCGGCCUACGCGCAGAGGAACCAGGGCUACUCGGGCAACGUUGACCCCGAGCUCCAGUUCUACAACCCAGGAUUCAAGUCUGAAGGUCUGCUGAAGGAGUUGGGCGACAUGUCCGGCCCCAAGUGGGAUCCCAAGACCGACGUCAAGUACAGGAGCGAGGUGAUUGUCAAGCUGCCUGGUGAGGAUACCAAGAAGGCGUAA
This is a messenger RNA of Effrenium voratum, 417 nucleotides long. The record is from the annotation of a GenBank genome assembly. Lineage: Eukaryota; Dinophyceae; Suessiales; Symbiodiniaceae.